This is a messenger RNA of Angiostrongylus costaricensis, 858 nucleotides long. The record is from the annotation of a GenBank genome assembly. NCBI's taxonomy places the organism in Eukaryota, Metazoa, Nematoda, Chromadorea, Rhabditida, Metastrongylidae.
AUGCCGGUACGAGUAUGCCUAGAUGAUAAGCAGUUCCAAGCAGCCUUAGCUGAAGCUGGUACUAAGCCUGUUGUUGUCGAUUUCUAUGCCGAAUGGUGUGGGCCUUGUAAAGUCGUUGCUCCAGUUUUCGAAGACUUAUCCAAUAAAUACUUAACAAUGGUUUUUGUUAAGGUCGACGUUGAAAAGUGUGAAGGUGUGUCGGCAAGUGGUGUAUCCGCCAUGCCCACUUUCAUGAUAUUCAUAAAUGGGUUAUUCAGGGAAAAAAUGGAUACCUUUCGCGGUGCAAAUACCACUGCCUUAGAAUCGUUGAUCCAAAAAUGGGCUGGGAUACACUCAUCAGAUGUACCUGGUCAAUCUGAUAUCACAAGUUUAAUAGACAAGAAACAGAUGGAAUGUCUCAAUGGAGAUGAUGCUACGCCAUUGGCAGGAUUUUUAGAAGGUGAAAAUGUGCUUCGAUCGGACUGUGAUGAGCAGCUGAUCAUAUCUCUCCCAUUUAUCCAACCUGUCAAAGUUCAUUCUAUUAUCCCUUCUAUCUCUCCUUAUUGCUUUGGGUUCUCACCGAAGUCUGUACGAAUUUUUUCGAAUCUUCCUAAAACACUGGAUUUCGAUGGUGCGAGUUCAUUGGAGGCUGUGCAAGUACUAGAAUUCACUGAGAAAGCGCAGACAGUUUUAGAGCCAGAGGUUCAACAGUUGAAGUACGUUAAGUUCCAGAACGUCACUAACAUUCAGCUGUUUAUUGAAAAUAACCAUGAUGGCGGUGAUGUCACCGAGAUCGAGAAACUGAAAAUAUUCGGCACGCCUUUGAGCGGGGUGAAUAUGAACGAAUUUAGGCGGUGCGGCGACUACCUGUGGUGGUGA